Messenger RNA from Didymodactylos carnosus, 672 nucleotides. Lineage: Eukaryota; Metazoa; Rotifera; Eurotatoria; Philodinida; Philodinidae. The record is from the annotation of a GenBank genome assembly.
AUGGGAACAAAACGUGGAGCAUUUAUUGUAUUUGAAGGUUUAGAUCGCCUUGGUAAAACAACACAAAGUCGUCUUUUAUUGGACUAUUUAAAAAAUGAUAAACGACUUCUAUGUGAACGUCUGUCAUUUCCAAAGCGUGAUACAAAAAUUGGUGAAUUAAUCGAUUUGUACCUUAAGAAUAAAAUCGAUUAUGAUGAUCAUUCAAUUCAUUUGUUAUUUUCCGCUAAUCGAUGGGAAUGUAACCGACAAAUCGAGGAAAAGUUACUUAAUGGUACAACAUUGAUUGUUGAUAGAUAUGUUUACUCGGGCAUUGCGUUUAGUCAUGCGAAAGGUACACUGGAUUACAACUGGUGCUGUUCAUGUGAUUUUGGUUUGAUUAAACCCGAUUUAGUUUUAUAUAUGAACAAAGGAAAUUUGGCUGUUAAGAAUAGUGGCACAGACGGUGGAGAACGUUAUGAAACUACAGAAAUGCAAGCAAAAGUUGAAAAAUGUUUUGAAAAAUUUCAGAAUGCAUCCUAUUGGACAUCGAUUAAUGUUAGUCAGCAGAAUGGAAAUUUUCGUUCAGAAACAGAUAUUCAAAAUGAUGUACAAUUAAAAGUCUCGGAGAUUUUCGAACAGAUAAAAGAUGAGAAACUUAAUCGGUUAUGGAAGAAAGAUUUUGAAUGUAGUUAA